UACUCUGCGACGAGCAGAAAGAGUAAACGUAAUAAAGAGAAGGGAGAAAGUGACGUUGGUAUAUAAGCACUUGGCCAUGACUUUGAAAGCAUCAAAGUGAUCGUGGCGAGUUAACACGACAGGUUGCUGAGGAUUCGCUCUGGUGUGGAAAUCAUGAGAACUCUAGUAUUCGCCGCUUUAAUUACCUUGGUAUGUGCCUCCUACGAAGAGGAUCAUGGCAGUUCCACCUAUCAUGAGACAUCGAAACCCGUGGAAAUCCCCAUUUACAAAAAAUACGCUAUACCAAUUCCACAUCCAGUUCCAGUUCCAAUUCCGCAACAAAUUAAAGUCCCUAUUCCGCAACCGUAUCAAGUCGAAGUUCCAGUGCCGCAUCCAGUGCCAGUAGAAGUAGUCAAGCACGUUGAAAUUCCAGUAGAAAAACCUGAGCCCUAUGUAAUAGAAAAAAAGGUACCGUACGUUGUUGAGAGGCCAUAUCCAGUGACAGUUGAAAAGCACUUCCCGGUGCCUGUUCCGAAACCAUACCCGGUCCACGUACCUGUCUACAAACACGUAUUCCAUCAUCAAAGCAAGGGACACGGUUGGAAGCACUGAUCUUGAGAGUCGUUUUUUCAAAGUUCAAACAAUUAGGAAAAAAAAUAUAUAUACGUAUUUAUAUAUGCACACCAAAUCGAAAAUUUUAGUUUCUUGACAUUAUGACACUUGUACAUAGCUCACUGUUAUUGUAAUUAAACUAUUUUUGUACUGUUUAAAUAAAUUGUUUUUGUUUUCGUAAUAUCGUUAUAAUCGUUCCUCUCCCUUCGAUAGAACAUCGAUUCAUCGGUGCAAUUGGAAAGUUUCGAAAGCGUGUAGUUUAGACGAAGUAACGUACGGUCGAAGUAACACUGACCACCUAAAUAAAUAACUCUAUACGUUAGCUUUUUCUUGUUUCACAGUAUUUCUCAACCAGGUCGGUAAAGGUAUGACAAUGAUUUUAUCAAUCCGGAGACUACCUCCUAGUCUAGAGAGUUCUUUUAACUUAAUUGCUGCUGAGAUUCUAACAAAAUAAUUACUCUCUGGCCCGAAUUAAGUAAGAAAAAGUAAGUAAAGAUCGACCAUUUUACCACGAUCUCUACCCCGUUGUAAUUUUAUCGGUCUUAACGAUACGAACCUGGCGAGUACUUUCCGCGUUCGAAUCAUUAGUAAUUAACUACCAUGAAUCUAUUCACGAGGCAUUAUGCGUCUUGAACGAUACAUAGUUCGUAAUCACAAAUCAAUCACGAACGUAAUUUACUGUCACUAUGAUGAAAACGGAGACACAUAUAUAUAUACACUCUGUGGAUAAAACCGUAGGAUAUAUUUCAGCCGAACAAACUGUUUUACCUUUUUGCGAAUUUCUGUAGGCAAUACCCGGAGCGAUGCAAUGUGUUACGAGGCUUGCCCUCCGGUUUUCUCGAAUCACAAACCAGCCAAUGACUGGCGACGGUGUGGUAAAUGACGAACGCCAACCUAACGACAG
Bombus pascuorum is the source of this 1495-nucleotide messenger RNA. RefSeq names its product mantle protein-like. Lineage: Eukaryota; Metazoa; Arthropoda; Insecta; Hymenoptera; Apidae. The record is from RefSeq and is a predicted model, not a curated record. The transcript is spliced from 3 exons. Bases 154 to 591 code for a protein of 145 amino acids.